AUGGAGCUACUGAGCCAGCUGUACCAAGAGAUUGCCAACUCUUACUCAACCAACAACCCAUCUGAUGUGAGCAGUGUUCUAGAAAAACAUUCUGGCCAGCUCAAUAGAGACCAGAACAUGGGCCUCGGUAAGCAAGUGGUGUCAUCACUAUACCGAAAGAAUAUCCAGCGACUUACAAAAACCUUCCUAACAUUAUCUCUGAAUGACAUCGCCAGGAGAGUUCAUCUACAUGCACCGCAAGAGGCUGAGCAGUAUGUCAGAAAUAUGAUUGAAGAUGGUGAGAUUCAUGCAACUAUCAGCAAACAGAAUGGAAUGGUCCAUUUCCAUGACAACCCAGAAAAAUAUGACAACCCUGCAGUACUCAGACAUGUUGAACAACAGAUGCAGCAUUGUAUCAGUCUAGAUGAGAAGCUCAAGAGCAUGGAUCAAGAAAUAGCUGUUAAUCCACAGUAUGUUCAAAAGAGCAUGGGAGUACGAGAAGACGAUGAAGUGGGCGGAGUCUUUGGAGCCGAGGGAAAUAGGACACACUGCAAGAAGGAUGAGUUUUUAUCAAAAGACUGCAAUAAGCAGGGACUCAUGAAUCUCAUUAGUGAGGAACUGAGGAAGGGUAAUUGCACCGUCAGCAAUGUAUCCGGGGAUGCAGAUGUCUUAUUCUUCAGUCAGGUGGCGCUAGCUGCACUGCUGUGGCCAUCACAAGUUUACGCCACUCAGCUGUUGCUCUCGUUGCCUCUGACAGCUUUUUCCAUGCAGAUGCAGAUGUACAUAUUGCUAAAGCUGCAGUGA
Molecule: messenger RNA, 783 nt
Organism: Strongylocentrotus purpuratus (purple sea urchin)
Lineage: Eukaryota; Metazoa; Echinodermata; Echinoidea; Camarodonta; Strongylocentrotidae
Product: COP9 signalosome complex subunit 3-like
Exons: 8
Coding region: 1-783 (260 amino acids)
Biological process (GO): ubiquitin-dependent protein catabolic process
Cellular component (GO): COP9 signalosome
Source: RefSeq, a predicted model, not a curated record